CAACUUCUUUGGUAUACCCCGUACACCCCAUCAAAUUAAUCAUUCAUUAAUUUUGUUUUGUUUUUUUAUUAUUAGUUUAUUUAUAAUUUUCAUCUAGUUAACUAAUUGGCAAUGUCUCGAUCAUAAUUGUCAAAGGAAUCAUGCAGUUGUACGAAAUGAAGAAGAUUUACUACCAGUACAAUGAACUUCUUUAUCACAUGUGUAAAGUGAUAUCAGAAUCAAAAACUCAGCAAGUUAUACAUGGUCUGGUUUAUUCUGCCAUUUGCCAGGCUACCGAGAACGGGAUUUUUGAGUUUGUUUCUAAGAUGCUUGAAGCAGACCUACGAUUUAUAUUGGUCCAUGAUAAAGAUUAUAGAAACAUCUUUAUGCUUGCUGUCUUACAUCGUCACGAAAAAAUCUUUAGCAUUCUAUACUCCCGAGAUAUGAUGACGAACUACUCCUUGGCAUGUCUACUAGAUGUCGAUGAUAAUAACAUAUUACAUAUGGCAGGCAUGAUGAAACAUUCCUCUAGGGUUAAUCAAAUCCCAGGGGCAGCUUUACAAAUGCAAAGAGAGUUACAAUGGUUCAAGGAGGUUGAGAGAAUUGUCCAUCGCAAGCAGAAGGAAAGUACCAACAAGAAUGGUUUCACUCCCCGACAAUUGUUUACGAAAAACCAUGAGAAAAUGAUGAAAGAGGGAGAGAAAUAGAUGAAGGACACAACAACGUCAUGUAUGGUGGUGGGUAUUCUUAUUGUUACCAUUAUGUUUCAAGUGGCCUUUACCCUUCCAGGUGAUAACAAUCGAGAUUCGAGCCUGUUUAGGGUCUUUAUGAUAUCUGAUGCCUUGUCCUUCUUUUUAUCCUCAACUUCUGUCUUGAUCUUUUUGGGAAUCCUUACCUCACGUUACACAAAAGAUGAUUUUCUCAAGAAUUUGCCAAGACAAAUGAUAAUAGGCCUUUUCACCCUCUUUUGCUUUAUUGCAACCAUGAUGAUAACCUUUGCCAGUGCCCUUUUAAUUAUCCUAAAUGAGCAAUUAAGGAUUUCAAUUCCUCUUAUUUGUUUGGGUGGUGUUCCAAUCUUCUUCUUCUUAUGGAUUCAAUUCCCUAUUCUUAAAGAUAUGAUCAUUUCAACCUAUGGGCCAAGCAUCUUCGAUAGGAAAAUGAAACUCAAAUUAUAAAUUAGCUGCAAUGGGAUAUCAUCAUGUAUAUUAAUUUGUUGUAUGAAUUAUUGGCAUAUCAGCCAAAACUGAAUAUUUGUUCCCUUUUGUUGGGCCAAUAACCAAUGGAUGGAUUUUCAACA
This is a messenger RNA of Carya illinoinensis, 1276 nucleotides long. RefSeq lists its product as uncharacterized. Lineage: Eukaryota; Viridiplantae; Streptophyta; Magnoliopsida; Fagales; Juglandaceae. The record is from RefSeq and is a predicted model, not a curated record. The transcript has 2 exons. The coding region runs from base 141 to 686 and encodes 181 amino acids.